Molecule: messenger RNA, 503 nt
Organism: Rhizophagus irregularis DAOM 181602=DAOM 197198
Lineage: Eukaryota; Fungi; Glomeromycota; Glomeromycetes; Glomerales; Glomeraceae
Source: RefSeq, a predicted model, not a curated record
AUGAAUCGCCUAUAUACCCUAAUUUUUAUUCUUUUUACCUUUCUCUUCGUUACCGCUUUUUCAGAAGAGGAUUUAAUACCUGUCAAACAAGUUACUGCUAAUCUUCUCAAAAUCAGAAAAGUUGGAUACAAUAAAUUAAUUGCAGAAGUUACAUGGGAUGGAACACUUGAAAGAGAUGAUGAACCGGUUAAAACCAAAUUUAGAUGCUUUUCUGAUGCUGUGACUGUUAAAGGUCCUAAGCAUGGUGUAUUUGGUGACCGUAAGGUCAAUUUCGAAUUAAAGGUUCACAAAAAGAAUGUCAAUGUGAAAUGUCGAUUUGGAAUUUUCGAUAUUGACUCUUUCAAGAACAUAAUUAGUUUCCGAACUUAACUCUAGCAGUAUUAAAUUAUUAUUAUUUAUUAUUUAAUGUAGUAUGUGGCGCAGCUAGUAAGUUAAAUUGUAAUAAAAAAGUUAUAAUAGUAAGCUUUCUCCUAGGAUCAAUAGGACAAAAGAAUGUUUACAUC